Molecule: messenger RNA, 3772 nt
Organism: Sceloporus undulatus (fence lizard)
Lineage: Eukaryota; Metazoa; Chordata; Lepidosauria; Squamata; Phrynosomatidae
Product: zinc finger protein 239-like
Exons: 2
Coding region: 1607-2734 (375 amino acids)
Biological process (GO): regulation of transcription by RNA polymerase II; central nervous system development
Cellular component (GO): nucleus
Molecular function (GO): RNA polymerase II cis-regulatory region sequence-specific DNA binding; DNA-binding transcription factor activity, RNA polymerase II-specific
Source: RefSeq, a predicted model, not a curated record
GGAGGAGGAAAGCAGCCUUCUUUGCACAAAGGGGGAAAAAUGGAGAUCAGAGGAAAGAAGGAAGGAGGAGACAGAUGAUAAAAUGCUGGCUGGAGGGACUAUAACUUCCAGUGUGUUGGAGGGACUAUAACUCAAAAUGCUUAGCACAGCAUCAUUCCAAAAAUUCACAAAACAGGGAUGCCUUUAUUGGGCCAACCAAAUCAAAUCCAAUCAAAAUAUCCCUGUUUUGUGGGUUUUUGGAAUGAUGCUGUACUUUGCUACAUGGCCAACAUGGUUACCCCUGGAUAGGUUUUUCCAAAUGCUUAUUUAUUUAUGAUACCAUUUGAAACCUGCUUCUUGCGUAAUCACAUAACAUCACAGUGCUUUCAGAGCAGCAUACAUGCAAAUGGUUUCUUAAAAAAUGAAGCAAUCCCAUCUGUGUGGCAAAGGGGGGGGGGGUAACUCAACAUGCUUAUUUAUUUAUUAUACAGUACAAUUUUUAAGCCCACUUCUUGCAGAAUAAAAUAAAGUAAGAGUGCUUUUAUGAGUGAUUUUUUAAAAAAAUCAAUAAAGCAGACCUAGCUCUGUGUGUGUGUCUUUGAAGAAAGGAAUAUACAAUUCAAAAUGUUUAUUUAUUUAUCACAAUUUUAAGCCUGCUUCUUGCAAAAAUGAAUAAUUAAACACACUUUCAGAGCAGCUCAGAUACAAGUGAUUUACAAAGAAAAGAAAAAGAAGAGGUCCCAUCUGUGCAUGAGAGGGAAUAUAACUCAAAAUGCAUUGGCUAUGCUGGCAAAGCCUGCUGGGAGUUGCUAUCCCAACAAUAAUGUGAAGUCACCUCCAGAAUAAGGUCUUGAAAACGCUGAGAAAGACUUUCGUCUGAAUCGCUUGUUGGGUGCAAAAUGCAAAAUAUUUACUGCGGUACCUCUGUUUUCUUGGCAGGAUUUGUUCAGAGGAGAUUUGCCGUUGCCUUCCCCUGAGGCUGAGAGAGUGUGACUUGUCCAAGGACACUCAGCGGGUUUCAUGGCUGAGCUGGGAUUCAAACCCUGGUCGUAGACCAGCACUCAAACCACUACACCAUGCUGGCUGUCAUUUGGUACUGUAGCCAAAUUAUUUUGCUGCUGGAAAGUGCAAGUUUAGAUCAACUUGAGGGCAUUCAUUGCGUUGUUUGGAAUCUAGUACCAUAAGCAUGGUUGUUGUUGUGUGGCUUCAAGUCGUUUCCCACUUAUGGAGACCCUAAUCUUAUCUUGGGGUUUUAUCCAUGGAUCUAAACAUCCAUGGCUUGAAACUAUUCAAAAGAAGUAUAAAUUCCAAAUAGCAAACCUUGAUUUUGCCCUUUUAUAUAAGGGACACUAUUUCUUGGCAAGUUUUGUUCAGAGGAGGUUUGCCAUUGCCUUUCCUUGAGGCAGAGAGAGUGUGACUUCCCCAGGGUCAUCUAGUGGUUUUCAUGGUUGAGCUGGGAUUCAAACCCUGCUCUUUCAUAUAUAUUCAUUAUAUUCUGUUUGUUAUUUACUAGGUAAUGACAGUGAGGAUAAACCCAGAGAGGCGAUUCCUCCCCAAAUGAUGAAAGCUGUGGUCCAGAUGGAAAUCUUCCUCUCAAGAGUCCUGUGAAGCCAGACAGACAUCCAAGAUGAAUCGAGAGAAAUGUCUGAGGAAGUCCCAUGCCAGAGCGAAAGAUCUCUUUGAUCCAACGGCUGUAAAAUAUGCAGAAAAGCUCACAAAUUUUGGCCAAGGCCAGGAGAAUGAGAUUGAGAAAGAAGAACAAGCUCACUCAAGGGAAGUCUCUAAGGAAGGAGAAUGCCAUCUGUUCAAGGAAGCAAGUGAAGGGGAAGUUUCCCAAAGGCCUGAGCAGACAAAACCUUCCAGAAGUCCACAAAGAUUGGUGCAGAGGCGACAAGGAAGCCACUGGAAGAGGAGUACAGAAGAAUCAAUUCCAUGUUGGGUAGGUGAAUUUGCAGGCCAGGAGGAAAUCCAUGAAAACCAGACACCAGAGACGUUGACUGAACAGAAUAACAGCUCAAGUCUGGCUGUCCAUAGCAGAUCCCAGGCAGAGGGGAAAAUAUACCAGUGCUUAUACUGUAUGAAAGUAUUCAAUGCACACUUUAAACUUAUUAGACACCACAGAAUUCACACAGGAGAGAAGCCAUAUAAAUGCUCAGAUUGCAGCAAGAGUUUUGACCAGAAAGGAAAUCUUACUGCUCACACAAGAAUCCAUACGGGAGAAAAACCAUUUGCUUGUUCAGAUUGUGGGAAAAGCUUCAGUCGCAAAGGAAGCCUUGUUUUGCAUAUGAGAAUCCACACUGGAGAGAAACCAUACCAAUGCCCAGAUUGUGGAAAAAGCUUCAACCAGUCAGGGGCCCUUAAGGAACAUGAGAAGACCCACACAGGAGAAAGGCCGUAUACCUGUUUAGACUGUGGGAGAAGCUUCAGAACAGUCUCAGAGCUCACAACACACCACCGGUUUCACACAGGAGAGAAGCCGUACAAAUGCUCCGGCUGUGCGAAAUCCUUCAGUACAAGCUCUAACCUCAUUGCCCAUCAGCGCACCCAUACAGAGGAAAAACCAUAUAAAUGUUCUGACUGUGGGAAAAGAUUCAACCAAGCCGGAAAUCUUAAGGAACACGAGAGAAGCCAUACUGGAGAGAAGCCUUAUAAAUGCCCAGACUGUGGGAAAAGUUUUAGGCAGAUUUCUUACUUUAUUAAACACCGUCAAACACACCUUGCUGAUGAGGGGAUGCAUGUGGAAGAAAAGCCAUAGAAAUGCUCCGAUUGUGGGAAAAGUUUCAGUGAGAAAGCAAGCUUUGGCAGACAUCAGAGGAUCCACACUGGCGAAAUACCAUUUAAAUGCUCAGACUGUGGCAAAAGGAGAAGAACCAUAUAAAUGUUUAGAGUGUGGUAAAAGUUUUAACAGGCCAUCGCAACUUAAGGCACAUGAGAGGACCCACAAUGGAGAGAAACCGUACCUGUGCUCUGAGUGUGGAAAAGGCUUCAUCUACAACCAUCACCUUGUGAGACACUGGAGAAAUCACACUGGAGAGAAACACUAUAAAUGUCCAGAGUAUGGAAAGGGAUUCAGUCUCAAAUCAAUGCUUACUAAGCAUCAAGGAAGCCACAUUGAUGGGAAGUUAUAGAGGUGCUUCAGGUAGCCUUUAAGCCUAAUGAACAUAUGAAUCUCCACCAAAUCCUGAGUGUGAGAUCUGAUGAGUAUCAGAUGGAGAAGAUUUGGCCUGUGUGUCAGUAUCCCACUUGUGCCAAAACACCUGGACCAAAUGGAAAUUUGGACACUUUAAAUUUUCUUAAUAAGAAACUAAUUCAGAGGCAUACUCAUGCUAGUAUAGAAUACCAGUCUGCAAAGGGCUCUUGUAGCACCUUUGAGUCUUUACAGUGCAAAGGAAGUUGUUGUACAGUGGAUCCUCCACAUUCACUGGGGUUAGGGGCAAAGAUCCCCCAUUAAAGUAGAAAAACCUCAGAUAAAAAAACCACUUUUUUUUUUAAACCAGUGAGAACACCUCUCUAAUAAUCUCUAGGUCCUCCAGGGAAAUUACGUGGUUAAGAUCUGCCAGAAGUUGACCAUGAAAUUGCCCUGAAGGACCUACAAAUGCCUAGAGAAGUGUUCUCUCUAGGAAUCUCUGGGUCAUCCUGCGUGCCUUUUGGCAGAGGUUGGCAAUAAAGUUAUGCUGGAAGACCUAGAGAUUCCUGGAGAGAAUAUAUUAAUCAAACCCAUCAAUAAUCAAAUCCACAAAGGUCAAAGCCACAAAUGUAGAGGGCCAACUGUCUAAGCUUUCACAGACUUCGG